Lineus longissimus is the source of this 7266-nucleotide messenger RNA. RefSeq lists its product as uncharacterized. The record is from RefSeq and is a predicted model, not a curated record. The transcript is spliced from 4 exons. Bases 166 to 6444 code for a protein of 2092 amino acids. NCBI's taxonomy places the organism in Eukaryota, Metazoa, Nemertea, Pilidiophora, Heteronemertea, Lineidae.
GUUUUUGGUUGCUGGCAUAAACAUUGCAGUGCAUGGAUGGCUCUGAAGUGAUUUAGUUCGUGUAUUCUAUUUGAGUAGCAGGGUUUCACACUGUUCUAUGAACUUGUAGGCUUUUAGCCUACGCAUCUUUUUCUGUGUACCUUGAGAUGAAGACCAGGCUACAAGAUGAUGGCCUCUGGCUCGUCAUCUAGAGAUGACUUUGAAGCUGCAUUGGAGGCCAUAUCGAGGUUCAACCAACUGAAUUCUGAGGCUGCACGUAUCUUGGGAGAGCAGCAGACCACGACAGGAGGAAACAGAGACGUGGAUGUGACAGCAGGAGAGGAAAACAGAGAGGGCGGUGACUUGAAGCUGGGAGUUGCAGGGAAUGCAAGUGGUGUGGCUACAAGUGCGGAAGAUGUACAGAGGAUUUUAGGGCGUAAAGAGGGCUUGCAACAGAAUGGACAUGGUGAGACUGCAGUAGUAUCUUCUGCUGUUGCAAAUGAGAGUGACAAGGAGCUAGUGGGAACUCAUGAAAUAAUUUCAGUUGAUGGAGAGGGCGUAGCUCAUGUAACCAAAGACAGAAAGGAAUUUGAAAGGUCAGAACUCUAUGAUGAAGAGUGGUUUUGUGUGACUGACUCUGAAAGCCAGGCAAGCGAUAUUGUAAAGGGGAUUAUUUCCAAAUCUGUCCAGGAUCUGGUUGGAGGCAGUAAGUCUCCGGUAGCUGCUGAAAAUGCACCGCAUCUGUCUUCAUCCCCUGUAAAUCAAGAAGAGAAAGUCGUGGAUGAGAAAAAGGUUGUGUCAUAUUCUAAAGAGAAAUCAGAUUCUGGUAGCGAUUUUCCUGACUCUACUGAUGAGACAUCAUCGUUUUUCUCUGACACAGAAUAUGACUCAGAUGCAGCUAUUAUAGAUGAGAAAAGUCACCCUGACAAUGAAAACAAGGAUGGUCGUCGUGAGGAAAAUAGAUCGGACACUGAAAACAAGGCUGUUGAAUUUGAUGAAAAUAAAUUAAACUCUGAAAACCAGGUUGACCAUAUUGAAGAAAAGACCUCUAACUCUGAAGACCACAGUGGUCUCCUUGAAGGAAAGAACUCUGAAAGUCGCAGCAGUCCUUUUCAAAAAAAUAACUCGAACACUGUGAGCGAGGGCAGUCCUUUUGAAGAAAACAAAGAAUUAACUGACAAUUUGAAAGCAUUGAGAGACCAGUUUACUGAAGCAAGUCUUAGUAAAGCUAAACAACAGGUGGGUGACGACCAUAAGCCACUCUAUCCCGAUGAAAGUAGUGAGGCUAGCGAAGAGGAAAGUGGAAAUGAGACCAAGUUCAUACAGGAUGGUCAUGAGGUGGAUCCACUUGCCUUCUUUGAUAACAAAUCGUCUGAACCAGUAGGAGAAGCAAAAGAUCCUGAGCCAAAAACGGUGUCUCCACAACCUGAUAUUGAAAAUGCAGGAGAAAGUGAUACAAAAGGACAAGGAGCUGUGUGGAAGGCUCCUGCACCACUGCUACGCACAAAUACCUUCACAAAGGACAAAGAUGGCGAGGCGAGUUUAGUAUCUGAAACUGAUAGUCAACCUGAUCAGGUAGGAGAGAGCGACCCUGUUUCACCUGACAAACCUGCAGCUUGGAAAGCUCCCCAUUCACUGAUUUCCUCACCAUCCCAUGAGGCGAUUUUGAAAUCUGAAUCUGAGGCACAUGAAGCGGUGAUUUCAGAAGACUCUACUGCUUGGACCAAGUCGGAGAAAGAUGGCAUUUGGCGAGCUCCUGUACCCAUUAUUUCACCAAGAACGUCUAUGGAGGAGAUAGACUCAACACCUCCUAAAAGAGAUUCGGCAAAAGACGAAUCUGAACCUGAAAGACGUGGGCUUUGGAAAGCUCCCUAUCCUCUUGUUUCUCGUGACAGUUUCCCACCGAUAUCAGACAAAGAGACUGCUGGGGAAAUAUCUGUGAAAUUUGCAGUUCAGAAGGUUGAAUCGGACAUGCCUUUGUCGGAAAAAGAUCCUGAUUCUAGUAUGGCGACGGAUGAGAAUGUUCCAAGUUUGGAUGAACUAUUGGCACGGUUCCAACGACUCAGGAGUGAGGACGAUUUGAUGCCAAAUAUCCCACCAGGUGAAGCAGCAGAGGGGGCGGCAAUAAAGGAAGUAGCUGCAAAAGAUGACUUGGCUCCUAUAAAAGAAACGGAUGCCAGUAGUCCUAAACAACCUGACGAAGAUCUUUCAUCUGAUAGUAACGCUGAGCCAACUGAAAAAAGUGACAUUUUCUCCACUCCUAAUACUAAGUUUUAUCGAGGUUAUAUUGACGUUGCAGGAAGCGAUCAAGAGGGGUCAUUUACAUCUCGGUCGACUUAUUCUGUCCAUACAAACGAAGAGGAGGAAUCUGAGGGAAAGGUUGGGAGCAUUUUUGAGGGGAAUGCGGAGGAAGUCAUUGGUCAGUCUGAAGAUGAGGAACCUGCUGAUCAAACGGGCCAGGAGAAUCCAGAUGUGACGGAAAAGGUGUUUGGUGAGGCAGCAGACUUCGGGGGCAGUCAUGAUUCUGAUUGGAUGUCUGAAGAAGAGGAUGCUGGCGCUGAACUGUUUGAUAGCGACUCUGAGAGUGAUGUAAGGCAUGUCGAGAAGGAAACAGCUGAAGAGACUGAACUACAGGAUAAAGAGUCAUUCCAAGAUGAACCUGCACCACCUGAAAAUGUGGAAGAACCCAAGACCAAUAUUUCAAGUGAUUUCAAGUCUAGCGUUGAUACUUCUGUGUGGUCUGCAUCUGAUGAUGAAAUCCCUGGAUAUGAUGGAAGGGAUGCUUUGACAAGUGAUGGUGGAGACAAAGGUGCACCAAAAUUGAGUCCCGCUGGCCUUGGUACAUGUCCUGGGGAAGGUGCAGCAGUUAGCGAGUCACAGUCUGAAGACAUUGUUCCUUCUGGCUCAGUUGGAAUUGAACAAUUUUCUGGGAUAGCGAGUGUGACAAGUAUGUUUGAUGUUCCCCCUCCGAGGGAGCCCGAACCUGAGACUCAGGAUCUAUCUGAUUUGGACUAUAAAAAAGAUGAGGAGGAAGAUGCCAAGAAGGACUCAGCAGACGACACUCCAGAUGAGAAAAAUAUUGAGGAUGUUCCACAAACAAAAGAUGAUGUUAAAAGUGAUGAAGCACUACUGGAUUCUAGCAAACCUGAUACAAAACGACCAAAGUCUUCAAAAUUUAAAAGAAAAGGGAGUGUGGGAAAAAGUGGCAAGCAAGUUCAAGAUGAAGAGAGGGUGGGUACUCCAGAGGUUCGGCCACGACGAAGGUCACACCACAAGCGGGACAAGAAGGAGGAAAUUACCAAUGUUGGUGUUGGUGAGAUUGCUCUGGAGGGGUCAGAAAAGACAGAGGAGGAGGUCAAAUCUGGAAAGGGGUUGGUACAUUCUGAGGGUGCUGUCUCUAAUGAGGCAGAAUCUUUGGAGAAGGUAAAGAAGCGAUCUCGUCGAAAGGGGAGGAAGAUGAGCAAUGCAGAGGUAGAAAAGGUGGAAAAUAUACCUCUGGAAGUUGAACAUUCUGAACCUGCUCGGGACAACAGAGAUGCAAAGCUGUCUGCUGUUGAUGCAGAUAGUAAACAAAGCAAGGAUGCUGCUCUACGGAAACCUAGAAGGCCGUCUUCUGGUCGUCCUAAGCGAGAGGAAGCAAGAGUGAAAUUUGAUGACCAGAGCAACCAGGAUGCAGAAAGUCUAAACACUGAUGUUUCCAGUGAACGCCAAUCCAGGGGAGGACAUCGUAAACCUCGGACCCCGAUGAUUUCUGAGACGUUGUAUCACCAGCAGCCGUUUACAAAUGAAGACAUGUUGGAUGAGAAGUAUGUGGAGUUGAUCCAGAUUAUGAGAAAUGAUGGGAUCCAGGCCGGCGAGUUGGUCAAAGAAGUGGGAGUUGUUUUGGCGAGGGCUGGCUUGAGUCCGAGAAGUCCACGAGAAGUACCUAAGCCUGCGCCCCACAUUGAGAAAGCUAAGCCAAAGAAGGAGGAGCAGGACAGGUUCAAACCAAUGCCUGGAGUUCAUGUCAUUCCUGCCGUGCCUUUAGACUCUGAUAAACCAGCUCCCGUUUCAAAAUCUUUGCCAGCUGAGAGUCAUUCUUCGAGAAAACAUUACACUGCGUCAUCGCUGGAACGCUUGCAUGCUGCUGAUAGUUUUGAAAGGACCCAGAAGCAACUCUACAGAAAAUAUAAUGAAUUGAACGCAUUGUUAAAUCGCCAGCUUCCUGAUGAGUCAACCUAUCUUGUUCAGGAGCAGUUAGAGCAGACGUUGGCCUUGCUGCAGAGACAUCAGAAGCAGGGACACUUCCAUUCCAAGCCAGAGGGAGGAGAGCGACACACUGGUUCCCAAGGCCAGCGUGACCGCCCCAAGAGUGCUAAAUCAGUCAGCUUCCGUGAAGCCAGACCAGGGUCAGGAAGGAGCAGUCGAUCACCCCGUCGAAGCAAGCACGAAAAAGCUAUCAUCGAUGCUGCAAGACUCGUGGAGCAAAAGGAUGCAAGUGACGGCAGUGAAUCUGAGAGCCAAUCUCGUAGUCGAUCAAGAAGUUAUUCCCCAACGGACUGUAACUUGAGAAAUACGAAAAAUCCAGAUGUGCGUUCAUGGCUGAGGGGAAAGAAUCGUCGGUUACGACAGCAGAAACGGGCUGAACGUCUGAAAGAACUCGAAGAGAAACGCAUUGAAGAGGAAAAACUUAAAGAACGCGAUGAGAAGGUUAAGGAGAGCACACAGCACGUCCAGAAUUGGAUGAAACAAAAACAGAAGGAGGCACGGUUACUCAGCAAGCGUGAGGAAGACGUUAGUCACAAGAUUGGUCAAGUUGCCGAGAAACGUGGGUGUGACGUUGUUGAAACGACACAGUUGAACAAAAAUGCAGUGCAGCAGGAACAAUUCGGACAGAAAAUGACUCCUGGUAAAAGUACACCUAAGCGUCCAGUGUCAGCACCUGGUGUUAUGCCCAUUGUUUCUAGGAGAAAGCCUCUAGCAGCAACUGCUGACAAUAUUGUGAAAUCGAAUAAAAGAGGUGGUUCAAAGACUGGUAGGUCUGUGGACUCUGAAACUCGUGAUAGUUCUGUGGGUGCAUCGAACGCUGGCAUCAAGCCUGAAAACAUUGACACUUGCAACUCUACGGGUGCUUACUCAGAGCAACAAAAACAACGGCCAAAGUCUCUAAAGCGCAGAAAAAAGAAGGAGAAUAAACCUGUGUCAGAGGAUGAAAAGGCAAACACUGAUUUGGUGAAAAAACGUUUGUCUUAUGACCAGUGGUUACAAGAAAAACGGGUGCGAGACAAUAAGCAGAAAAAGAAAGAAAAAAAAUUGCGUGAAAAACAGUUGCGUGACUCUGAUCAUGCGUUAGAUUCUCUUGUUCCUGAUCUUGCAAGGAGGCGAAUUCGAUUCAUUGAAAGUAGCAAGAAACGGGUGGAUUCUGGUGUCCACAGUAUUGAUGAUGAGGCAAACUCAUACCCGAGAGGUGCAGGAAAUGUUGAUAGUAAUGAGGUCGACUUCAGUUUAAAUGCUGGUGCAGCUGAUGCACCAACAGAAGAGGAAGAGAGGUACCAGUGGAGAUUGGAGGGGGAGGUUUCAAGACCGAAGUCUGGAAAGCCGUCUGCUCCAUCAAGAAGUACACCAGGUUCAGCAAGGCCCUCUAGCUCUCCUGUUUCAAAGACCAGAGCAAGGGCUAGGCUGACCAUGCCAAAGUCCGAUUCAAGCCCAAGGUCGCGGGUGGAGAACAUUUCUGAGAAGGGGCAAAAUCCCUUUAAAAGUCCAAUACCAGUUGUGAAUGCUUCAUUGAAGCGCUCUGGGGAUGCUAGAAAUCGUUACGCCAAACAAACAUGGACAAAUUUUUCUGAUGAUGUUUGGAAGCAGGUCAAUGAAGAAGAAGGUGUCGGUCCUUUUCAGGUGGUGGAUGAUUCUGCGGGGGGCAGGAAUGGGGCGGACAAAGAGGGGCAGGGGGCGGCUGGUACGGUUGAUGCUUCUGGAGCAUCAAAUGGUGAUGCUACUCCCGAGGUGCCAAACGGGUUACCAAAUAAAGGCACCUCUGCAGGGGUACCAAAUGGGGAACCUGUGACACAGGAUGAUGAGCCAGCACCAGGUUCUGCCUCUGGAAAUGUCGAUAGCACCUCACCUGAACCGGCACCUUCUUCUUCCAAUGUUAAUUUUGGUGGUAUAUUCUAUACAGUCGAUACUGAGGGCGUUCAGCAUGGGAUACAUGAGGUACCAGUUUAUGUUAAAGACAAAACAAACUCUGGUGGUGAUGGACUUGACAAUGAUGAAGAGGUGAAAGACCCUGACACAACUUCCAGAGAUGGUGAACCAAGCAAUCCAUGUAAAAAGAAAGUGAACUUUGGUGGUAUAGUUUACGAGGUUGACAAAAAGGAGGAGUCGCCUGCAUCGUCUUCGGAGAUUGAGGAGGAGAUGGACAUGUCGGAUGGUGUGGACGAUGAGGCUCCUGAUGGGUUCUUCAUCACCAGCAUCGAUAACGAGGCAUAGUGUUCAGAUAAAUAGGUGUUCUUAGUGAAAGGGUCUGCAGAGCUGCCUACUCAUAACUUUAGGGGGUAGUUUUUACACAUUCGGGGCCUGUUUACAUUCCGUCUGUGAUUCUUUAAUGAAUGAAAGGUUAGUUUUGAUAUUUAGAGUUGUACAUUUCUUACUAGAUUUAUACUGAACCGUCCAAUUUUCUAGAGUAGGCAUAGUAGCACUUGAUCCUUACUAUUGUUUCAAACUGUCCAGAAGGUAUUGCAUCCAUCUCGUCCCAAGUUGGUCAUAUCCGUUCAACUUUACCUAUGUAUGAUAAAGACACCUCUCGAAUAAGUUCUUGGGGUGCUCUUAAAAGAAGAGGUUUUGCUGUAGUUGAAAAUAAGUGCCUUAGUUUAGAUUGGGAGUGCUCUCAAAGUACAGUUAUUUAGAAUCGGGUUAAAAUAUGCUAAAAAACGUGGUGCUACCUUAAAAUGCGCUUCAGCAUGAAAACUCCAGUUCAGUAUGGUUCAUGUCUUCAACUUAAUAAUUAUUCAAAAGAGCUGGGGUUUUUUGUUGGUCAGAAGCAGGUCCUCACAUGAAUUAGCUGAAGACUCUACAACCUCAUCAUAUUGUUACAUAGGCUUGCUCCUGACCGAUUGUGCAGUAACCAUGUUACUAGGUGAUAUUUCCCUUCAAAAAAAUAUAUGGACAUAUUCCAAGUUGAUGAUUUCACUCUUUAUGUACACUUUUUAAAUAAUUUAGAGUCUAUUAAUAGUGCUAGAUAGAAUUCCACUUUGGAUAAAAUUUGUUAAAUUCAUUUAUUAGGGAAUAAAUCUAUACAGAAUAUGAUCAAUA